Messenger RNA from Lemur catta (Ring-tailed lemur), 2089 nucleotides. RefSeq names its product family with sequence similarity 229 member A (gene FAM229A). The record is from RefSeq and is a predicted model, not a curated record. Bases 1540 to 1926 code for a protein of 128 amino acids. The transcript has 4 exons. Lineage: Eukaryota; Metazoa; Chordata; Mammalia; Primates; Lemuridae.
GCUUGCUAGCCAUGGAUGCCAACUAACUUCUUCAAUUGAAGGCCGGAGGAUCAUAUCUGGUUCCAGGAGCCUCUUGAGCAGGUCCUGGCAUUCGGCCGAGAUGCCCAGAUGAGUGGGGAAGGACACUCCUUUCUGCUGCUGCCACAGCAUCUUGGGGAUGUCUGUGUCAUCAAAAGCUUUUGUCUGCCCACCAUGUCUGGGUCUUGUUUCUUGCCUCCCUUGAUGGUCGUAAGUAUGUCUAGCUGUUUGGACAUUGCAAAGAUUGUUCACUUCUGUUAUUUUUGUAGUUAGUAUAUUAUUCAAGGGAACUACUCCCUGCUAAUCUCAGGGACCAUUUGUGAGCAGUCCGUGAGACCAGAGAUAACAAGGUGCUUUGGGACUUUUAGACAAAGCAUUGAAUCUCAGAAGACCUGAUUUGCCCACAGGGUGGUGAGCCAGGUCCUCCCGCCCCUGUGUCCUGACCCACAGCGCUCUCAGGGAGCCCCACUUGCCUUUUCCCCAUCUCCACUGGCCUUGGCGCCAACUCCUGCCCUCUGCCAGCCCUGGCUGUGGCCUCUCUGCCUGUCUCUACUCCCCUCCUGGAACAGGAGAAGCCUUGCCAGCUCAGAUCCUUCCCCUCAUGCCACUUUAAUCUUGGGUUUUGGAAGGUGUGAUGUUCCUGGACUCCCAGCAUCCCUCUGUUCCCCAGUAACCUACCCCAGACCCCAGAUCUGGGGGCUUUGCUAGGUUCCAACUAGAAGGGAAGAGGGAAUGAUUUUUCUGACCCACAGAAGCACCCACCCGCCUAGGCCAGCCCUCCCUCCAAAGGGGCCCCAGCUCACCUUCUGGCCCUCCCAUCUUGUCUAUAAUUUUAAUUGCCACUUUUCUUUGGUGUUUUUUGGAAAAUGCCUCUUUGACUUUUGAGUAGGUCCCUUCCCCAAUGGUCUUGCCCAGCUGGUACCCAUUGGAGAGCAGAAAGUCCUCCAUGCUGUCUAGCGCCUCUUCUUUCCUAUUACCCUCUCAGCUCAUGCUGCCUCUGCGAGGCAGCUCUACUCCACCAUCGCCCUUGGCCUGCUUCUUUUCCCCCCAAGGACUUCAUCCGCAGCCGCCCCCAGCGCUAGAACAUUCUCUGGACACAACCACGGGUGGUGGGGAGGGAGAGGACCAGACAUUUUUAAGCUCUGGCCCAAUUGUGAUGUAAAUGCUGUGUGACCCUUGGCCAAAAUGGGCAGUGCCCCUACCUGCCCUCCACCACCAAACCCAGCACAGGUUAAGUCACCGCCGCCCCCGCGCCAGGCAGCGAGCGGCAGCCCCGCAUGGGAGGGCGUUCCCGGGUGUCUGCGUGGGCCGGGGAGUUCCUCCCGGCGCGUUGCCCUGGCCUCCUGCGCCCCCAUCUAGCGGCUGGGGGGCUGCGCGACCCGGUCUCAAGGCGCCAUGGCAAGAGCCUUCAGCUCCGGGCUCCGGCCCGUGCUAAGUGCCCGGGCGGCCUGCGGCGCUGGCGGGGUUCCCCGGCGGGAGGAACGGGCUCUGUGAGGUCACCGCGCCGCAGCCCGGGUCACAAUGCAGCCCUCCCCCUCGACGCCCGGGCCGGGGCGCGUCGCAGACACCUGCCCGGCUCCGCCUGGACCGGAGCGUCCUCCCGCGGCCAGGGCUCGGGCAGCUGCUUCCAGCCUGGGACCGGCCUCGGCCUCCGGCAGAGCGCCCCGGGGCCUGGACAUGAGUGCCCAGGAGCCCCCGCAGGGUCGAAGAUUCCCCAUUGAGGCGGGAGACUCCCCUGGCCUUGCCGCCGCCCCCGAGUCCCAGGACAGCCCGGAGCCGGUAGCUACGGAGCACAACCCGGUCAGGCCGCUUCGACGCUGCCCGGGCUGCCACUGUCUGACGCUGCUGCACGUGCCCAUCGACGUCUACCUGGCCAUGGGCGGGAGCCCCCGGGCCCGCGCCACCUGAGUUCGCCCGCGCACGGCGGCUCCGCGGGAGCCGGGCGGGGACGAGGCCCUCCGCGGGCCACCACGCUGAGGUCGCACGCGCCGAGCACGAGACAAUGAUGCACAUUUUAAAAUAAAAGAAUGAUGCACAUUUUAAUAAAGCACAGCAUAAACUGUUCUUUCCA